AUGCAUGGCCAUUUGGAUAUCAUCAGAUUUGCCCAUGAAAGUGGCUAUCCCUGGGAUAAGUACACAUGCAACAAUGCUGCUAGGAAUGGCCAUUUGGAAAUACUGAAGCUUGCCCAUGAAAAUGGCUGUCCGUGGACUGCUGAUACCUGUAACAAUGCCGCACGCAAUGGCCAUUUAGACUGCCUCAAGUACGCCCAUGAAAAUGGGUGUCCAUGGGACUGCAUACGUUGCAGGUUUGCUGCUCUUGGUGGACAUUUGAAGAUCCUGAAAUAUGCCCGUGAAAUGGACUGUCCAUGGCAUCAAGAUACUUGUCGAGUUGCUGCUGAGAAGGGCCAUUUGGCAAUCCUGAUCUAUGCCCAUGAAGGUGGAUGUCCAUGGGGGCAGUUCACAUGUGGAUAUGCUGCUUGGAAAGGUCAACUGGAAUGUCUCAAAUUUGCCCAGCAACAUGGCUGCCCAUGGGACAAGCUCACAUGCACCCUUGCUGCUAAAGCUGGACAUUUGAACUGUCUCAAAUUUGCCCAUGAGAAUGGAUGUCCCUGGGACAAAUUCACAUGCAGCCAAGCUGCUGCUUUUGGCAAUUUGGAAUGCCUCAAAUAUGCCCAUGCAAGGGGCUGUCCCUGGGACAAAUUCACAAUCAGGAGUGCUGCUAAAGGCCACUUAGAAUGCCUCAAGUAUGCAGAUGCAAAUGGUUGCCCAAGGGAUGAAGACACAUGCAUCAUUGCUGCUUCAAGAGGUCGUUUGGAGGUUCUUCAGUUUGCAAUUGCAAAUGGUUACCCAUGGACCGUGUCCGAUUUGCUGAAGCACAGUUCUACUGUUCCUGUGAAGGGUUGGGUUGAUUGCCUCAUAAUUUCCCAGAACAAGGUUUGA
This is a messenger RNA of Seminavis robusta, 867 nucleotides long. Lineage: Eukaryota; Bacillariophyta; Bacillariophyceae; Naviculales; Naviculaceae. The record is from the annotation of a GenBank genome assembly.